Molecule: messenger RNA, 1229 nt
Organism: Prorocentrum cordatum
Lineage: Eukaryota; Dinophyceae; Prorocentrales; Prorocentraceae
Source: the annotation of a GenBank genome assembly
GGGCGACGCGUGGGCGCAGGCGGCCGCCGUCGCGCUGGAGCGGUGCCGGCAUGGGCGGAUGUGUCCCCGCCGCGGGCGCCGUGGACCUCGAGCUCGGCGGCCAGCCGCGCCCCCUCACGCUCCGAGGCGACAUGCAGGUCGGAGACGUGAUCAGGACGCUGCUCGCCACCAACGUCGUCUGCGUGGACAGCGAGGGCGAGCAGUCCUUCCAGAUCAGCGUGGCCCCCGCAAGCCCAGAGUCUGGCGUGGUGACCGUGGAAGGCGCCCCGGCGUCGCCGAGCGGCGGCAGCGGGCCCUUCUGCAUCCUGCUGGAGGACCUGCUGGAGGCGCCGCGGAAGAUGCCGCUGGAGUGCCUCGUCAGCGACAGCAACGAGGAGUGCCAGCUCUACGAGGACACGCCCGAGCCCUACAUCGACCGGGAGCCAUCGUCGGAGCUGAUGAGCCGCCUGCCCUGGCUGGUGGGGCUGCUCCUGUUCCUGACGGUCUCCUCUGCCAUCCUCGAGUUCUACGACGCGGUGCUGCAGCGGCAUCUGGUCAUCGCCUUCUACCUCACCGCCCUGGUGGGCUGUGGCGGCAACUCCGGCUCCCAGGCCGCCUCGCUGAUCCUGCAGGCCCUGGCCACCGGGGAGCUGCGGCCCACCGUGGCGGACGUGCUCCGGGUGGCCGAGAAGGAGCUGCUCGUCGGCCUCGGGGCCGCGGUCGCGCUGUCCCUGGGGGUGGUGGCCCGGAUGAUCUUCUUCGGGAGCCCGCUCGAGGACGCCGCCAUCAUCGCCAUCGCCAUGGCGUUCACGGUGCUGUUCUCCGUCCUGUUCGGCGCCCUGACGCCCCUGCUCCUGAAGCGGCUCGGCUUCGACCCGGCGAAGGUGAGCGGGCCGCUGCUGUCCACCACGAUCGACAUCUUCGGGGUGCUGGCGGCGUGCAUCUCCGCGCAGCUGCUGGAGAGCGUCGGCUACCUGCACUGAGGGGCCCCCGCCUCCUCGUGCUCUGGAUCGGAUCGAAUCGGGUUGGCCAGCGGCUCGUUCCCCGCGCGCCCCCAGCUGGGCCGCCGCCGAGUUCCCUGCCGCGGCUCCGGCUUCCCCCCCCGCUCGGGGGCGCGGGCGGCACGCGCGGCCAGCGCUGGCGGCCCCGGGGGCAGCGCGACCGCCCGGAGGGGGGGUCGUGCCGGCCCGCCUUUUUGCCGCCGUCUGGCGCGGCGGUGCUUCCAGCCAAGACCUGCUCGCGUCGUGAAG